GCGUGUGAGGGUGUGAGUUUGAAAAAAUUUGUCGACGACCCUCACUCAGCUCAAAACCAAAUUCAAAACUGAAAUCAAACGUUCGGACGACGUUCGCCGUUGAAUACUGAUGCUGAUGCUGAGGCUGAGGCUACCGCGCAAAACAUCUACGAGUUCAAACAACUGUGCUAUAAUACACAAGCACACACUCACACACACACACACCAACUCAGAAGUCUCUCUAUAUACAUAUACACUCAUAUACUUAUGUAUGAAUAUUUCAACUAGAUUGUAUUUUGCGCGUGUGUUUUCAAAAUGAUCGUGUGGAUGUGUAGGUCUGGCAUUGUGUGUGCGGGCUACUUAGCUGCUGCUCGGCUUACCGAUUUCUAUAAGUAGUAUAUAUAGUAGCGCCAAAAGUCGCUUACGCGCAUUCAAACGACAAACUUCUCGAUAGCGCCAACGUCUAACGGUAAAUGUCAGUUCCAUCACAGUUCCAUCGUUUCCGGUACGUACCGUCGCGUCCUCGUCUCGUGUGCUUAUGGCCUAAUUAGCCGUUAGCCGCGCAUUUCCUAUACGUGUGUGAGUGCCAAAAAUAAAGGGCGAGAAAUCGGCGCUGCGUAAACUUGAAUUGAAUCUAAUAGUAGAAUUGAGAAUUGUAGCCGUGUCUUUAAUUCAGGCGAGUGCGACUGCCCAGUACUACGUGUAGUGUUUCGUUACAACAACAUAAUCGUAAUCAUAAUCGCAAUCACAAUCGCAAUCAAAAUCAAAUCUGCGUGUUUCUGCUGCCACUCUACUCUAGUUGUUGUUGUAGUUGUUGUGGUUGUGUGCUCUUCUCAACGCACACACACUGAAGCCUCAAUCGCAGUCGCAGUCGCUGUCGCAGUCGCCACAGCAGCCGCUGCUGUUAAUUUCAAACGAUACAGCGAUUCAGUCGAAAACACUGCACUUUCCUGCCCUGCCCUGCCCCGCCACUAUCUCGGCCGCUGCCUCUGCCUCUGCCGCAUAUGGUUGCAUUAUACAACAGAGGAGGAGGGACUUGACAGAUAGGCAGACAAAUUUACGGACUAGCUGAUAGAGCGGGCAUUGGACGCGAGCUCUAAGCUAAUUAUCAGAGCCAGAUUAUCAUCAUCUUCAUCAUCGUCAUCGGUGCAGCGACGCUGGCUGGCAAUCAAAAUCAACACAAUGACAACUUUUGCCAUGCAAAUGCGCCAAAUUACAAGCAAACGCAGUUUCAAAGCGAAGCUGAGCGGUUGAGCGACACAGCGGAAGGCCCGCCCAGGUGCAGCUCUGGAAAAGUUUGGAAUUUUCAAUUUGUGCCGGUCCGCAGAGGACCAUUUCCACCCAUUUCCCAUUUAGACGACGCUGACGACGACGACGACGACGACGAUUGGACAGCGUCGAAAUUAUAUUCCGUGCAUAGGAACUAGCUUUUAGUUAAUUAGUGCAAUUAAAGAGACGCCUACGCCGAUCAUGCUAACCACGGAGAAAUCGACGGUGGUGCCGCUUAUUGUCGGCGGCGGUUGCAAACCCCAGGCGGUGCAUGGCUGCCAUGUGCAUGGGCCCGCCUUGGAGGCGACACCCGUGCCUGCCACAACCACAACCUCAGAUAUCAGGCAGUCCCAGACACAUCAGCACACACAGUUACUUCCGCCACAUGCACAGCACCACCCUGCGCACCACUCGCAUCCGCACUCGCAGUCGCACCCCCAUGCCCAUCACCACCUGCACACACGGAGCCAAGAAAAAAAAUAUUCGCCGGAUGCGCCGCGCAACAAUUGCCACGAGCGGCUCCUAGAAGUGCUCGACAUGCUGCUGUCCAGCCUGAUUGUGGCGCCCUGCGUGAUCGCCUACUGGCGCGGCACUUGGGAGCUAAUGGGCGUACUGCUCUUCCCCAGCAGCUUGCCACUGUCCGCGCUCUGCUCCUUCCUCAUUGGAGGCCUGGGCCACUUUGUGUUCACCAUCACGCAGAACUUCUUCAAAGACCACAUCCAUCCGGAUAAGCGGCGACUCACGUACUACGUGAUCUCGCGUCUCUACACCUUUUGCUUUGGCAUUGUUUGUGUGAACAUGUGGCGAGGGGCUUGGGUCCUCUGCGACUGGCUGACCAGCGUCGACUCGCUGGUCAUCAUUGCGGUGGUCACAUCCGUGGCACUGAUGUUUCUAAUUGCCACGAGAACUGUGCGCAAUCUAGGCGCUGCACCCUACACCGUCACCAUGGAUCACAAGACCGAUUACUUCGAGGUGGAUACGAUGUUCAAGAUACCGGGUUUCAGUCAACCUGGACUGUACAUACUGGACACACUGUUCUCAGUCUUCGUUAUUGGCACACUGGUGGUCAUUGCCUGGCGUGGACUUUGGGGCAUCUUCGACCUGAUUCUUUUUCCGCACGACAAGGCGAAGUCGGCCUGGGGCUCAUUGCUCAUUGGCUACCUGACCGUUUUUGUUACCUUCAUCAUUCAUCCACUCAUGCGGUACGUCUGCCGCCGCAUCAACGGCAUCCUGAAGCUAAUCAUUUGCGAUAUUUACUAUUUCAUGAACUUCUUUGGGGCUGUGAACGCCUGGAGGGGCAUCUGGAAUCUCCUAGAUGUGUAUUUAUAUCCGGACAACCCUCUGCUGAGCUUUUGGCUUACACAUCUCGUACCCUUCCUGCUCCUCGCCGCAAUCAAGUGUUCCAACUCGAUUUUGGUGCGAGGCGUUUUCAUCGAUGCCGACGGUCCGGGCGCUGAGUGUGUCGAUAUUCCCAUAAACUAUGUGCGUCUGCAUUUCCGACGGGAGCGCCACAAGACGUUGCGGAUGCAACAAUCGCCACCAUCCACGCAACUGCCGCACUAUUUUAUAAAGGCGGAGCAUGCGCCCUUGGGCAAGCACGCGGAAAAGGACAAGGAGGCCCAGAGUAGCCUGAUAGAGAAGCCGCACGCUACCCCGCAGAUUGUUUAGCGCCACACAAAACGUUUCUAUAUGUCUAGCUGUUAAGUUAAUUUUAAAUGCAUUCACUUAAUUUUAACACGAUCAAUUUGUAUUACCACUAAGUGCAUUACUUAAAAGCAGUCACACGAAUCAUUAACCGAGCGUCCUUCCCCGUUACCCAUUCCCCGAUCCCGUGCAUGUAUUAUCCUCCUAACAAAUAUCCCUAUGUGUGCAUAGUCAUUGCCUAGACUAGGAAAUCAUUUAGCCUAGUUAGUUUUGAUUAGCUGUUAAGUGCAUUAAUUAACUGCAAAUGGAUACGUAUGUGAUGCGGGGCCACAAAUCUAUUUGGUUUCUCGCUACUCAUGGAAUGCAUUAUUGACGAUAAUCCAAAUCAAUACAUUCAUGCUCCUUUCUGUUUUUCUGAACGCCUGGAUAUCCGAAAAUGCUUAGAGAUAUAUUAACUAAGCCUAGUAUGUACAGUCUUUCAAUCUUAAACUAUAACCAGACUAAGUUUAUGAUACAAAAUGGAAAGGCUAUGGAAAUUCGACAACAAAUGACCAAAUAUUUUUCAAUCAAAAUUCCAUUCAGUUGUGUAAUAUUUGAUGAGGCAGAGUUAUACAGUUUAUAAAUAACAAUACCUGCUAGUUAGUCUAUAGUCCAGAGAGCCCACUUUAUUGGUAACAGAUUAAUAGCCCUUCUUUUCUAUCAAGCAUAAAUAUACGUAAAUAUAAAUAUAAUAUAUGCAACAUUCAUAUGUAAGUAUGUUUUGUGUUUCGCAGCUAAUGCUAUAAUAGUAUAUACGAACAUUGAUAUUAAGAACCUUGUACAUGAAAAUUC
Molecule: messenger RNA, 3723 nt
Organism: Scaptodrosophila lebanonensis
Lineage: Eukaryota; Metazoa; Arthropoda; Insecta; Diptera; Drosophilidae
Gene: fusl
Exons: 5
Coding region: 1450-2916 (488 amino acids)
Biological process (GO): neuron-neuron synaptic transmission; clustering of voltage-gated calcium channels; neuromuscular synaptic transmission
Cellular component (GO): presynaptic membrane
Source: RefSeq, a predicted model, not a curated record